This is a messenger RNA of Camelina sativa (false flax), 448 nucleotides long. NCBI's taxonomy places the organism in Eukaryota, Viridiplantae, Streptophyta, Magnoliopsida, Brassicales, Brassicaceae. The record is from RefSeq and is a predicted model, not a curated record.
AUGAUACUUCCAGAUAUAAAAUCUCCCUACAUACGUGUAAAAAAUGGAAACAUGACUGUCUCAAAUGUCAAGAAGUAUCUAAUGGUUAAGAUUGGUGGUGUCUUUGAAAACGAAGACGAGGUGGAGAUAUGGCUAGGGCAUGAGCCACUGUCUUCUUCACUGACACUACAAAACGUGAUUGAUUGGUGGGUUCAAAUAACUCCAUUGCCUAAGCGUCAAAGCGCAAUGGUUGGAGACUCAGCUGCUGAUUUCGUCAUGGUUCUCCAUUACAGUUUCAAAUCUGAGUGCUCUGCCUCUGGUUCUGGAUCUGGCUCUGGCUCUGAAUAAUUCUUCUCAGAACAUCAAACUUUUUAUCCUUCUUUUUUAAAACUCAUUUCUUGCUGUGCAAGAAAACAUGAAUAAGUUCCUUUUAAAAGACUUGCUAAGUUUAGCAUCUUUCUUUAUAUAA